Daldinia decipiens is the source of this 1092-nucleotide messenger RNA. RefSeq lists its product as uncharacterized. Lineage: Eukaryota; Fungi; Ascomycota; Sordariomycetes; Xylariales; Hypoxylaceae. Bases 1 to 1092 code for a protein of 363 amino acids. The record is from RefSeq and is a predicted model, not a curated record. The transcript has a single exon. Gene Ontology annotation, biological process: regulation of DNA-templated transcription. Gene Ontology annotation, molecular function: DNA-binding transcription factor activity, RNA polymerase II-specific; zinc ion binding.
AUGCCACGUCCCUUAAGAUCGAGCUGUGAUCGUUGUCACUCACACAAGCUCAAAUGUCCGAAGCAGCCUGGAGUCGCAACCUGUACAAGAUGUCUCAAGGCCGGCGCCACUUGUAUCUUCAGCCCGGCCGGACUUAGCGCUCGACGCGCAUUGCCGGCCUCUAAUCUUACCUACUUGAACGGCGACCUGGAUAUGAACAUGCAGUUUGACUGGCCUCCUUUGGAAUUUGAAAAUGCCUUAGUUACUCCUCCAGAAAUUUCCCAAGAAUCCCUACCAGAUCAACAAGUCGAACAAUCAGAGCCUACUUCGCAGGACCCACGGUCAACCUGUGUUCGUCUACUAACCUCCUUGGCUGUUGAGGUUAAUCAGGUUUCCAUAACUUUAUUAUCUGUAUCGCACGUCCAUAUACCAAAAAAUCGACCAAUUAAGGAAUAUCAUGAUAAAUUCGUUGAAAAUACAUCCCGCACCGUCUGUAUCGAGCAACUCUUCGCUCUAGCCCAACGCCUUACGGAUAUUUACCCACAGGUCCUAAGCGUCCUUUUUGAUGCGUCAGACUCUCCCGACUGCCAGGAUCCCGAUUGCUUUCAUUUGUCCGAGCUGCCUGACGAUAUAGCGGCCUUCUUUUCGACCCCGGGUGAUGAUCAGAAUGAAAUUGAUACCUUUCUCUUUAACCUUCUGGUAUCCUGCCAUGCCAAGGUUGUAGACGCGAUAGGGACUAUUAUCAGCUGCGCGAGAGCGUGUACUCAGGUCACCUUGGCGUCACCCGACCUUGUCGAGCCGCAUGUGCAUGUACCAGAAGUUCGAGUUGGAAACUUUGUUGCAACCAAUACGGCCGCUUCGACGAUGCAGACCGUCCUCUUGAUCCAUAUCGCUUCGGUUCUGGUUGAUAAUGCUCAACGGCUUACUAAACGAGUCAUUGCCACAAUAGAGGGCAGGCCUGACAGCAAGCAAGCUCAAAUGCUGAAACUCCAAUGCGAGCUAUUGGAGGAGAAAUCUGUCUCCAAGAUGAAACUAUUGCAACAGGUCAAGGAUCUAUUUACAACUAUAAGUUUCAUGAACUGCGACCGAAGGACGACAUUGUCGAAAAAAUGA